This is a messenger RNA of Alligator sinensis (Chinese alligator), 497 nucleotides long. RefSeq names its product ankyrin repeat domain 37 (gene ANKRD37). The annotation marks the transcript as partial. Lineage: Eukaryota; Metazoa; Chordata; Crocodylia; Alligatoridae. The record is from RefSeq and is a predicted model, not a curated record. Gene Ontology annotation, molecular function: protein binding. The transcript has 4 exons.
CACUUGAACCGUCUGAAACUGAGCCCUGACAAAGACUGCCUUGGGGAAGCACUAAUUCAUAAGGCAGCUAAAGUUGGGAGCCUGGAGUGUCUCGCUCUGCUGGUGGCCAGCCACGCCAGAAUUGACCUGUGCAAUAAUGAUGGGCAGACAGCAGAAGACAUAGCGCUGGCUGCUGGAUUUCUGGAAUGUGCCAAGUUCCUCACAACAAUUAAACGUACUCGGAACAUGAAACUGAGAGAACAAUCUGGCUACUCCUUCAGUGACAAUUGUCGGUUGCCAAGAGAGGCUCCAGCUGGUCAGAAAAGAGAAUCUGGAAUUCAUGGACCAAUAAACAGGAAGAGAAGAAGAUUAAAUGAUCUUGUGUCCGACUGCAACUAGGGAAACCUGCAACUGUGAAAGGAAUCUUUAAGAAGAAUCUGAAAUCUGCAGACAUGGUAUUGGACUAUAAACUAAGCAGCCCAAUAUAGACAGUUUUGCUAUCCCCUUCUGAGAAGGAG